UCGAAAAGAUGAACACGUCUUUUAUAAUCCUUACGAUUAAGAUAAAUGUGUUACAAUGUCUGUUACACUAAAAAAGUAGUUCACAUAUCUCAAUAACAGAAUAAACAUCACUCGUGUCACGUACAUUUGUCGUUUCAGGAAUGUGUUGACACAAUUUCCACAAUUAAAGAGGAGCAGGAAAAUGAAUUUGCCUUAAAAAAUUGAAUGAAACUAUUAAACCUGUUAUUACAUGCCUUAAAACAAUUAAAGGCUUUAGUCUGAAAAUGUUUUGCAUGUCUGUGUUAGGGAAAGUCAAGGCCUAUUAGACUUUAAGAAUAUUAGACAUAUAGUACUGUUUAAAUAUUACUAUUUAUUUAUUUAUUAUUGAGUGAUUUUGUUUUGUUACUGUUUGGUACUGUCACUGUUAUUCGUAGGCUUUCAGUUAAUUUGACUGAAUUGCUUGGUGUGUUGUUAAGUCGCCUCGUGUGGUUCUGCAACGUCGGUCCUGCAAGCAUAUUGCAUCACGAUGACGUAUGAUCGAGAACACUAUAAAUAGGAGUGCAGCCGCUCAUUCUGGCGUAGAGAGUUAAGGCGAAAUCUGUUGUGAUAUCAAUUGUGACAUUCAUAGCGAGAUUCAUUGUGUGAGCCAUUGUGCGAACAACUUCAAGAUAUUUUACAAAAUAAACUGCGGGAUCAGUUGUGAGUUAGAGAUCCCUCUUGACAGAACAACUGCUUCAUCCAUUGCAAGAUUCACUGCGGGAUCAGUUGUGAGUAAGAGAUCCCUCUUGACAGAACAACUGCUUCAUCCUUUGUGACAUCCAUUGCAAGAUUCACUGCGGGAUCAGUUGUGAGUAAGAGAUCCCUCUUGACAGAACAACUGCUUCAUCCUUUGUGACAUCCAUUGCAAGAUUCACUGCGGGAUCAGUUGUGAGUUAGAGAUCCCUCUUGACAAAACAACUGCUUCAUCCAUUGUGACAUCCAUUGCAAGAUUCACUGCGAGAUCAGUGCUGUAUUAAUGAAAAGUCAGAGGUUUCGAUAUAUUUAUAUUUUUGAGACCCCCCACUUUUAGUCUUAGAGAGAUCAGUCUCUACUAAAAUGAAGCCCUGGAGGAAAAAAUUUAAAUGGCUUAGCUUCUGCUGCCCAUGGCAGUGCUCAAACCUCAAAAGACAACAGUAUGCCAGUGAGGUUUACAUUCAAACACAGGCAUAUUUCAGUGAAACAGAGAUCCAGCAAGGAACAGAUGCGGUACCCUCUUCACCUGACAAAGUGGCAAAACCAUUAAAGGAUCAUGUGACGCCUCAGCAUCAAACCUCACUUGAUGACUUCGAAUGUUUUACACAUUUUCCAGCCAUCACAUUGGUAGAACCACUGGUGAUUGAAAUGACCCCUCAGCACCAAACUUCACCUGUGGAAGAAGAAGAACUGCCAAUGUGGCCAUCCUUCACGGAGAAAGACUUGACUCAGGAACAGGCGACACAGCAAGAGAGACCUCCUGAAUACUGUGGAGAAAGAAAGAUAAGAAAGGAGCCACUGGUGAUAAAAGUAACCCCUCAGUGCCAGAUUUCACCUGUGGAAGAAGUAGAACUGACACUGUGGCCAUCCUUCACAGAGGAAGACUUAACUCAGGCACAGGCGACAAAGCAAGAGAUACCUUCUGAACGCUGUGAAGAAAGAAAGAAACCACAGGUGAACAAAGUAACCACUCAGCGCCAAGCUUCACCUGUGGAAGAAGAAGAACUGGCACUGUGGCCAUCCUUCACAGAGAAAGACUUGACUCAGGCACAGGCGACAGAGCAAGAAAGACCUCCUGAACACUGUGGAAAAAGAAAGAAAAGAAAGAAACCACCGGUGAACACAGUAACCCCUCAGUGCCAGAUUUUACCUGUGGAAGAAGAAGAACUGCCAAUGUGGCCAUCCUUCACAGAGAAAGACUUGACUCAGGCACAGGCGACAGAGCAAGAAAGACCUCCUGAACACUGUGGAAAAAGAAAGAUAAGAAAGGAGCCACUGGUGAACACAGUAACCCCUCAGUGCCAGAUUUUACCUGUGGAAGAAGAAGAACUGACACUGUGGCCAUCCUUCACAGAGAAAGACUUAACUCAGGCACAGGCGACAGAGCAAGAGAGACCUCCUGGCCGCUGUGAAAAGAGAAAGAAAAGAAAGAAACCACCAGUGAACACAGUAACCCCUCAGUGCCAGAUUUCACCUGUGGAAAAAGAAGAACUGCCAAUGUGGCCAUCCUUCACGGAGAAAGACUUGACUCAGGAACAGGCGACACAGCAAGAGAGACCUCCUGAACACUGUGGAGAAAGAAAGAUAAGAAAGGAGCCACUGGUGAUAAAAGUAACCCCUCAGUGCCAGAUUUCACCUGUGGAAAAAGAAGAACUGCCAAUGUGGCCAUCCUUCACGGAGAAAGACUUGACUCAGGCACAGGCGACAGAGCAAGAAAGACCUCCUGAACACUGUGGAAAAAGAAAGAAAAGAAAGAAACCACCGGUGAACACAGUAACCCCUCAGUGCCAGAUUUCACCUGUGGAAAAAGAAGAACUGCCAAUGUGGCCAUCCUUCACGGAGAAAGACUUGACUCAGGAACAGGCGACACAGCAAGAGAGACCUCCUGAACACUGUGGAGAAAGAAAGAUAAGAAAGGAGCCACUGGUGAUAAAAGUAACCCCUCAGUGCCAGAUUUCACCUGUGGAAAAAGAAGAACUGCCAAUGUGGCCAUCCUUCACAGAGAAAGACUUGACUCAGGCACAGGCGACAAAGCAAGAGAUACCUUCUGAACGCUGUGGAAAAAGAAAGAUAAGAAAGGAGCCACUGGUGAACACAGUAACCCCUCAGUGCCAGAUUUUACCCGUGGAAGAAGAAGAAGUGACACUGUGGCCAUCCUUCACAGAGAAAGACUUAACUCAGGCACAGGUGACAGAGCAAGAGAGACCUUCUGACCACUGUGAAGAAAAAAAGAUAAGAAAGAAACCACUGUUGAUAACAGUAACCCCUCAGUGCCAGACUUCACCUGCUGAAGAUGAAAUACUGCCGCUGUGGCCAUCCUUCACAGAGAAAGACUUAACUCAGGCACAGGCGACAGAGCAAGAGAGACCUCCUGGCCACUGUGAAAAGAGAAAGAAAAGAAAGAAACCACCGGUGAACACAGUAACCCCUCAGUGCCAGACUUCACCUACUGAAGAUGAAAUACUGCCGCUGUGGCCAUCCUUCACAGAGAAAGACUCAACUCAGGCACAGGCGACAGAGCAAGAGAGACCUCCUGGCCGCUGUGAAGAAAAAAAGAUAAGAAAGAAACCACUGUUGAUAACAGUAACCCCUCAGUGCCAGACCUUAUCUGAUGAAGAUAAAAUAUCGUCGCUGUGGCCAUCCAUCAUAGUAAAAGAACCGGCUCAGGUCGAGAGGAUAGUGGAACAGAGACCACGUAAAAGGGAUGGUAAAAUAAAUAUAAGUAAAGUACCUUUGCAUCAGGCUCCACAUGCUGUCGUCGAAAUGUUGCCUGUGAAAGAAAGGCAAGGAGAAACUGAUCAUCCAGAAGUUAUAAUUCAAAGACCUUUACCAAAACUUGCUUGGAUGGACACAGGCAACGUACCAGUAACUCAACUGGAUGAUUUACAGGUGGAUGAAAAAGAACCGGCUCAGGUCGAGAGGAUAGUGGAACAGAGACCACGUAAAAGGGAUGGUAAAAUAAAUACAAGUAAGGUACCUUUGCAUCAGGCUCCACAUGCUGUCGUCGAAAUGUUGCCUGUGCAAGAAAGGCUAGGAGAGAAAAAUGUGAACCAAACUGAUCAUCCAGAAGUUAUUAUUCAAAGACCUUUACCAAAACUUGCUUGGAUGGACACAGGCAACGUACCAGUAACUCAACUGGAUGAUUUACAGGUGGAUGAAAAAAGCAGGCCUGAAGAUCAAGUGAUGAGAAGAAUAAAACUUUUUGUGCCAUCAUAUGCUGAGGAAACUUUUUUCCAAAGGAAAAAGUGGAUACCAAAGGUUGACCCGAAACAUUUUUCAGUUAACACUCUUACAGCAUGGAGGGUCUCUAAAAAAAGACAGCAGAAGGAAGAGGAAUUAAGAAAACAGAAAGAGAAAGAACAGAUACAGGCUCUUCACAAAAAAUAUUUCAACGAUCCAGCGAUGAAACAUCUCAUAAUUAACAAAAAUAACAGAUUUAAUAAGGAAAAGAAUAGGCCAACCUCUCCAUGCUGUCUGCCAUCUAGAUUUACACUCCUUCCCUAUCUAUAUUGUAAAUAAAAUCUAUUGAAAAUGUAGUAAAAAAA
Molecule: messenger RNA, 4256 nt
Organism: Misgurnus anguillicaudatus (oriental weatherfish)
Lineage: Eukaryota; Metazoa; Chordata; Actinopteri; Cypriniformes; Cobitidae
Source: RefSeq, a predicted model, not a curated record